Lethenteron reissneri (Far Eastern brook lamprey) is the source of this 2525-nucleotide messenger RNA. RefSeq lists its product as uncharacterized. NCBI's taxonomy places the organism in Eukaryota, Metazoa, Chordata, Hyperoartia, Petromyzontiformes, Petromyzontidae. Gene Ontology annotation, molecular function: nucleic acid binding; zinc ion binding. The record is from RefSeq and is a predicted model, not a curated record.
ACCCAGCAACGCCGCGUCGUCAGCGCUGCGUCCCUCACCGCCGGGUGACAGCUGUUUGCAACCGCCGAGUGAGAGCGCUGCGAACGCGCAGCCAGCUUCAGCCGGGUUGCCAGGCAACGGAAGCUUGGCUCACGUCCAACAACGCCUGCCAGCACUCAAGGCAUUUUCUUCAGAGGGGGGUGAGUGGGCAGCGUUCGAACGCCGGUUCGUCUCUCUUAUAGAGACGUCCGGCUGGUCGGAGUAUGAAGCGCUCCAGGGCCUCCCGGCCAUGCUCGACGACGACUCCCUCGCAGCACUCCUUGCUGUGCCACGCGCGAAACGUGCCACGCUCACGGAUGCCCUUCAUCAGAUGCGGCUGAUUUAUGGACCCCCAUCCGAAGCACGUCACCGCUUCGAUGCGAGGAGGAAGAAGGCCUCCGAGUCGGCGAUGGGGUACCGCAGCGCGCUGCUGGCCAUGGCGAAGGUUGCCUACCCUCGCAUGGAUGAAGACGCUGUGGAGUCACUCGUGCUGCAGAAGCUCAUGAGCUUGGCCCGCCAGCUUCGAGUUGCCAUGCCGACAGCCGACGACGACGACGACUUCACGUCGCUACGUGCUGCCAGGUGCAUCCAAGCACACCUACAUUGCGAUGAGGACACGACCAUCGCCGCCUGCGCAGGCCCACCUGAUGCACAAGCCUAUGACGUGCAUUCGGGGCCUCAUCAGGCCUUCGCAGCAACAGAAAAUCGCGGAUCGUCCAACUGGCGAUCCCAGCGAGAUCACCACCAGCGGGACCGGCCAACCUCGCGCCAGGACGGAGCGUCCAUCGUCUGCCACAACUGUGGCCUUCGGGGCCAUGUGGCGUCCGGCUGCCGGGUCCCCCGACGCCGGACUUCAGGACCUCCGGCGCCUCGGCCACCACCUUAUCCUCGGCAUACCCAGGUGCCUUGGGAAUGAAAUCCGCCACGGCCGACCAAGCGGGAACAAGCUUGCCCGCGGGAUCAGCGACCCAGGACACAAGCGCAACAGCGGGUCGUCGGUCCCCUCCCGCCUCCGUCGCGACCGAUGGACCUGCCACUCGGACUCGCUCAAAACUCAAACGAUUUUCAUGACCCCCGCCCACGAACUCUCGUCCCAACGCGACGCCACUCACUUUGCCAUCAUGUAUAGUGGGCGAUUGGGGCGUGCGUUCAUCCUGCAUAUAUGUGUUUAUACAGUGUUGUUCUGCAUCGGUGACCACAGGAGGGGGAGAGGCGCUUUCUUCUCAUUUUUUUUUCUUGAUUGUCACACACUCAUUCUGAUGGUUAACAAAUAAUUUCUUGUACAAUUGUAUUUUUUUUUGACAGCCGGGUCGGCUGGAGGCUACGUAGAGGGGGGUAAUGUAGUGACAUAAGAAGGGAGGGGCUGCUGUAGGCUCUGGGUUCCCAGGUGGGUCCAGACGCGUAAGCCUCUGGGCGCCAGGCACUGGGUUCCCAGGGGAUCCAGACGCUUUUAAGCCUUUGGGCGCCAGGCGUUGGGUUCCCAGGCGCUUAAGCCUUUUUGGCGCCGCCAACGGGGGGGGGGGCUGUGUGUGCUCUGUGGGAUGUCUGGUGGCGCACAAGACCCACCCCUCGUCGGACCAGGCAUAAAAGGAGAGCUCCCUGGACGAUCGGCCCAGUUGUAACUCAAGACCCAAGACCCACGACCAGCCAUCUGAAGACCCUGGGAUGCUGUGAGAGCCAGCGCUGGGACUCUGGAACUCCCGACGCUACGACCUUGUGAGGGCGAGUCCAGAGCGUAGCCAGAGUAGAGUAUCUAGGCUGUGUACCUAGGCUGUAACAGAGUAUCAGGACUGUUGGAGUGUUGUAUUGUAAUAAAGAAGUUACAUCUACAAGUGUCUCCGGAACCCAUUACACGUGCAUGGGGAAUUUAAAUAUUGACAUCUUCGUGAUUUUGUUGUUGUAUUUUUUUCCCCUCGGAAUUCGCGCCCCACUUAACUUGGCGCCUUAGGCAACCGCCCUCGUUCGCCUACAUGGACGGCUCAGGCCGCUCCUGCUCACCAUCGCUGAGGAACCACGGAAAAGCUGGAGGGCAGUAGCCAGGUGGUGAGCUGGCACAAUUGCUCAAUCUCUGAAGUCCCCUCAAUAUUCAGAUGUUUUCAGCACAUUAAUGAGCGUUCACAUAUGCGGGAAGAAAGCGGAGCGCCCAGAGAAAGCCUCCGCCACGCGAGGGGGUACCCCCCCCCACGUCCCGUCCCAUACAUAAGGGACGGACGAUGUUAUUCCACAUUUGCUCUACCGCCUUCCGGCGAGCCAGGGUAUGGCACCUCUGCUCGACGGCCACGGGAAGGGGGUUUCACGAUUCGUGUGAUCCACCAACCUGCACUGCGUCCACGGAGCUCGAUCACCGCCCCCCGCCCUCUCACCUGUGCCGACUGCACUCCGCUUCGUCCGUCUCAUUUGCACUGCACGUACUAUCCAUCUCAUGUUUGUUGUUUUAUUUGUACGUUCUUCUUUUGUGCUGCCCAGUAAUCGAUAUCGGAUUGUUUUAUUCACCUUUGAUGGUUAAA